Molecule: messenger RNA, 927 nt
Organism: Melampsora larici-populina 98AG31
Lineage: Eukaryota; Fungi; Basidiomycota; Pucciniomycetes; Pucciniales; Melampsoraceae
Exons: 7
Coding region: 1-927 (308 amino acids)
Biological process (GO): ceramide biosynthetic process; sphingosine biosynthetic process
Cellular component (GO): serine palmitoyltransferase complex
Molecular function (GO): pyridoxal phosphate binding; serine C-palmitoyltransferase activity
Source: RefSeq, a predicted model, not a curated record
AUGAUCAUCACAAAGGGUGAAUCAUCUGGUGAAGAAGAAAUGAAAAGAAAUGCUGGAGUUUUGACUUUUCAAACGGCUUAUUGGUCUUACCUUAUUGUGUUGCUCAUUCGUCAUUUACGUGAUGUUUUGGAAGAAAGAUAUUCACCUAACUCAUAUGCACAUCUUAUUCCAAAAAAUGGUUCAGAUUCCAGUUCAUUCUUUACGAGAAAACUUGAGAUUACACUCUUAGAUUGUACAGCCGGAGAUAAUGGAAUUGGUUUUGAAUAUACUCAUACUACUACCCAAUCCUUAAACAUUUCAUCUUAUAAUUAUUUAAGAUUUGCUCAAUCAAGUAGAAUAUGUACCGAUCCAGUUGAAGAAACUUCAAUUCAAUUGAUAUCAGUUCAGCAAGAUCAAGAGAUGAUGGUACAGAAUAUGCCUUAUCAAUCAGUCAGUUUUGCCACCAAUUUCACUACAUCUCCUUCUUUAGUUGUUACGGGUUCAUUGGUCAUUUCAGAUGAAUUGAAUCACUCUUCAAUUGGAUUCGGUCCAAGAUUAAGUGAUGCAAUGGUAAGAACUUAUAAACAGAAUGAUAUGAAAGAUUUAGAAAGUUCAUUAAGAGACACAAUUGCAGAAGGUCAACCUAGAAAAAUGAGAGCUUGGAAAAAGAUUUUGGUGGUGGUGGAAGGAUGUUAUAAUAUGGAAGGUUUGAUUCUUGAGUCACCUAAUCUGUUGAGAUUGAAAGAAAAAUAUUAUAUCAGGUAUUCUCAUUUAUAUCUUGAUGAAGCUCUCAGACCACAAGGACAAGGUGUAUGUGAUUACUUUGGAAUUGAACCCAGUCGAAUUGAUAUCUUGAUAGGAACCCCAACCAAAUCACUUCGAAAUUGUGUUCAGAAAUCAGCUAUCACCUCUGAGAAAGAAUCAGUAGCACAUGCCUUGAAGCAAUGA